This is a messenger RNA of Anolis sagrei ordinatus, 2865 nucleotides long. It is a transcript of the gene FGGY, whose product is annotated as FGGY carbohydrate kinase domain containing. Lineage: Eukaryota; Metazoa; Chordata; Lepidosauria; Squamata; Anolidae. Gene Ontology annotation, cellular component: cytoplasm. Gene Ontology annotation, biological process: carbohydrate phosphorylation; pentose metabolic process. Gene Ontology annotation, molecular function: D-ribulokinase activity. The record is from RefSeq and is a predicted model, not a curated record.
AGGAUGCCAGACGCAGCCAGCCAGGGCUGCACUGACCAAUGCGGAAAGGCAUGACCAUCGUGCUCCUGCCAAGGAAAGAAAAGGAGCGAGGCUUGCUCUCCAUCUCUCUCUCUCUCUCUCUCCUUCCCUCCCCCUUUCUGCUUCUCCUCCUCCUCCUCCUUUUUUUUUUCCGGCAAAGGCUCCGCUCCCGGAAAUGGCCUUGUCAGGAGAGCGGUGGUUGCUGCAAAGUGUGCGCGCUUAGCUCCUGCUGCUGCUUGUCUCUUUGCUAGCUAAGGUCAUAUUUCACUCUUGGGCAAGUCAGUUUAAAAUGAAAAGCGAGAAUCCGGAAGCAGUAAAUUACUAUGUUGGAAUUGAUGUUGGCACAGCGAGUGUCCGUGCGGCUUUGGUAGACCAGUCUGGGACAGUCGUGGCUUACGCAGACCAACCAAUUCAAAUUUGGGCACCACAUCCAGACCACUAUGAGCAAUCCUCGAAUGACAUCUGGGCUGCGUGUUGUGCAGUCACAAAGAAAGUUAUCCAAGGGAUCAAUAUUUCCCAGAUUCGAGGACUUGGUUUCGAUGCUACCUGUUCUCUUGUUGUCUUGGAUAGCCAUUUCCGGCCCUUGACAGUCAGCACUGAAGGAGAAUGCAACAGAAACAUCAUCAUGUGGAUGGAUCAUCGUGCAGCCGAUCAAGUAACACGUAUCAAUGGGACAAAUCACAAUGUCUUGCGUUUUGUUGGAGGAGCAAUGUCAGUUGAGAUGCAGCCACCAAAGUUGCUGUGGUUGAAAGAAAAUUUGCGAGAGUUUUGCUGGGAAAAAGCAGGGCACUUCUUUGAUCUUCCAGAUUUCUUAUCAUGGAAAACAACAGGUGCCACUGCAAGAUCUUUAUGCACAUUGGUGUGUAAGUGGACAUAUUCUUCCGAGAAAGGCUGGGAUGAUAGUUUCUGGAAACAAAUUGGAUUAGAAGAUCUGAUGGCAAAUAAUUACACUAAAAUAGGAAAUGAAGUUCUCACUCCAGGAGCUCCUGUUGGAAAUGGGCUAACAGCAGAGGCUGCAAGGGAUCUUGGCCUUUCUAAGGGAAUUGCGGUAGCUGCCUCUCUGAUUGAUGCACACGCUGGUGGAAUAGGCAUGAUUGGAGCUAAUGUGAAUGGAUAUAACUUACCAUGCGAAAACCAGCCAAUUACAUCCCGAAUUGCCGUGAUAUGUGGGACAUCUUCAUGCCACAUGGGGAUCAGCAAGAUCCCUGUGUUUGUUCCUGGUGUUUGGGGACCAUAUUACUCAGCAAUGGUGCCAGGACUCUGGCUAAAUGAAGGAGGCCAAAGUGCUACUGGGAAAUUGAUAGAUCAUGUCGUCCAAGGACACACAGCAUUCCCAGAACUACAAACAAAAUCUGCAGCCAGUGCUCAAAGUAUAUAUACAUACUUAAAUGGUCACCUGGAUCUGAUUAAGAAAUCUUUGCCUGUGGGUUUUCUCACUGUUGAUUUACAUGUUUGGCCAGAUUUCCACGGCAACCGAUCUCCCCUAGCAGAUCUGACUCUAAAGGGCAUGGUGGUAGGACUGACUUUAUCUCAAGGCCUUGAUGAUCUUGCUCUUAUCUAUUUGGCCACAAUUCAGGCCAUUGCAGUGAUCCCUCCCAGUGACUUCAUGUACAUAUUAAAGAGCACUGGGAAUAGAAUUGCACCACAUAAUAGCUCCUUUUUGAAGGAACAGCUAUCCUCAAGCACCACCAUCUGGAACCUGGCUGAGAGGUAUAACCAGAACCACUGCAGCACAGUGCCUCCGAUUCUCAGCCCUUCCAGGCGCUCCAUAAGGAUACCAUGGCCAAUGGUAUUGAAGGCUGCGGAAAGGUCUAGAAGCACCAGCCGGUCUCUCCUCAAUGUUGAAACGGAGAUCAUCCACUAAAGCAACCAUAGCAGUCUCAACUCCAUAUCCUGCUCUGAAGCUGAUUUGAAAUGGAUCAAGGAAGUUUGUGUUAUCCAAGACUGCCUGGAGUUGGAGGGCAACUGCCUUCUCAAUCACCUUGCUCAGAAAUCACUCUUUAUCCCCUACAAAUCAUCCCAGGAUCUAUCAGCAGAUCCCAGUCUACCUGUUAUCCUCCCCUUGAGGUUACAGAGCUGAUUUGUAGAUCACAUUUUUGUAGAUCACACUCCCUGUAUCUGAAGUGCUGCCUGGAAGCUAUUAGUAGUUUUGUACUGUAACUUGUUAGUCUUUGGUAGUGAUAUGACUGAAUUGUGCUAUAUUGAUAUGUAAAUCUAAACCUUGCAAGCACGUUACGUGCACAAUAGAGAACCUGGCACAGAACCGCAGUUUGUUCCUUUCCACUACCCAAACAAGCCAUGUUUUUGCGUUACCCUGGAAGACACCCAUUGCUGCUGUUCCGUGAUGCAAAAGAAGUAAAGACAAAGGUGUACGGGCAAUGCAGAUUACUUUUGCAUUCAACAUCCUCACACUCCAUAAAGUCUAGCAGUGAGGUCAGAUUCUGUCAACUCCAUUUGCACAAUUUUAGCACUUCUCUUAACAAAAACAGAAUUACCCUAACUAAACCUGGAAUACAUUACUGCUAGGCCUAUUAUUGCUCUUUGGUAGCAGUACAGAAGUGCACUUGGUACUUUAAUACCAUUCCCUUUUCAUUUAAAUAAGAAAUGCAAGUGCUUUCUUGGAAAAUGAGCACGAUUGGUCUUAUCUGGUGAAAGAGAUUACAGACAACAACUUUUCAGUGCCAAACAAGCACCGUGGCAUUAUUCUAUGCUAAUGGGGUGGAAGCUUUCCCAGUUGGAUAUCCUGGGAAAAUCAUCUAUUGUUAUUCCACUGCUUCAUUGCAGUUGAUUGCUUUGUGCUUUGAAAAUAAGCUAUUUCUGGCCUGUCUUUCCUGCAUCAUAUUUCAG